AGACAGCCCAAGCUCAAAUCAAGAGCGUAACCCUAACUGAUCCCCCCAGGUACGGUGCUAUAAAAGCUUAGCCUUGCCCUAACAAUGGAAUUUUAACUGCCUCCUCUUCUCCUCUCCUGUGGAACAACCAGGGUUUUGUAGAGCCUAACCACGAUGGUGAACGUUCCCAAGACAAAGAAAACAUAUUGUAAGAGCAAGGAAUGCCGAAAGCACACUUUGCAUAAGGUCACACAAUACAAGAAAGGUAAAGAUAGCCUUGCUGCACAAGGUAAAAGGCGUUAUGAUCGUAAGCAGUCGGGUUAUGGAGGGCAGACAAAACCUGUUUUCCACAAGAAGGCCAAAACUACUAAGAAGAUUGUUCUGAGGUUGCAAUGUCAAGGUUGCAAGCAUGUGUCUCAGCAUCCAAUUAAGAGAUGCAAGCAUUUUGAGAUUGGUGGAGAUAAGAAGGGGAAGGGUACUUCUCUGUUCUAAAUGCUAUUUUAUGGUUAUGUUUUGGUUGUGAUUCACUGUUCAGACAUUUAAGCUAAGGCAAAAUCUAGAAUUUUUCUUCACUUCAUUUUGUGUGGUUAAAGUGCUGUCACGCUACUUCAUUAUGGUUGUUUACAAUAACCAAUUGUCUUCUAAUUAGAAUUAGUGAGCUAUUUUGAUUGAGCUA
Messenger RNA from Manihot esculenta (cassava), 655 nucleotides. Its product is annotated as 60S ribosomal protein L44. The transcript has 4 exons. Gene Ontology annotation, biological process: translation. Bases 154 to 471 code for a protein of 105 amino acids. Gene Ontology annotation, cellular component: ribosome; cytosolic large ribosomal subunit. Gene Ontology annotation, molecular function: structural constituent of ribosome. The record is from RefSeq and is a predicted model, not a curated record. NCBI's taxonomy places the organism in Eukaryota, Viridiplantae, Streptophyta, Magnoliopsida, Malpighiales, Euphorbiaceae.